Ramularia collo-cygni is the source of this 1731-nucleotide messenger RNA. RefSeq lists its product as uncharacterized. NCBI's taxonomy places the organism in Eukaryota, Fungi, Ascomycota, Dothideomycetes, Mycosphaerellales, Mycosphaerellaceae. The record is from RefSeq and is a predicted model, not a curated record. The coding region runs from base 1 to 1731 and encodes 576 amino acids. The transcript is spliced from 5 exons.
AUGCAUGCGAGGAAUGCAUUUCGUUSCGCACAACAGCAAACAAUCUCUUUGCCCUCCACAAUCCCUUCCUCUGCAAUCUCCCACUUCGAUCCAAGACCUUUUCCCUUCAGAAAGAUUGCAUCGUCCAACAUGGAGACCAGCGACUUCUCAUGUCGAUACACAGAUGGCAGUGACUCGUCGCGCUACCGCACAUGUCCCGACCACACACCAUCCCACUCCACGCUCAUAUACCCCGUCUUCAACAUGGGCAGCGGAGUCUGGAAUGGGAGAUUGACAAUCGCAUUGUACACCWGCCUGGUCAUCAACAUCUGCAUCAUCAUCGCGGCUUUUUGUCUAUCCCCACGAAGAAGCCUCCAGCGAAUGCGAGUCUGGAGGACAAUCUUAUACCCGCUACUAUACGCGUUGGUUGCAAUUGUCGUGGUGACUGCGCUGCGGUGGGAGCAUCUCUUCCGCAGAGCUGAUUCUAGAGAUGGGAGAUGGUGGGACGGACAGGGGCAUACUGCGUGGCACUCUUUCGAGCGGCUCGUGGAUGUGCCGCAGAGUAGAUGGUUUGCUUUUCAAUGGUACAUGGCACACUUUGCGUGGUCAGUAUAUGUUGUUAUUGAAUGCAAGCGUCGGUCUGUUGGAUAUCUGGUUGCACUUUCGUUCAUUAUGUUGGGCUUUUGCAUCAGCCUCUCUGGCAUGCAAUUCGUCUUUUACGCUCUGCAGAUGCUGUCACCCACAGUGAACACAGGACUGACAUCCUUGGACGCCUUUCCCACCCUUUUGACCGUGCUAGGACYCUUCGAAACUAUCGCAUUGGUUCUCCUUCCAUCUCUACCGCUCAUGUACAACUACACCGGGAAUUUGUGGUGGGAAGAAUCGGAUAUCCUUUGGGUGAGCCUUCGGGUAUCAUUGGUCUUACUUCCUGCCAUGGCGGCGCUGUUGGCAUUUUACCCCUGGAAACCUGUACGACGCCGAAAUGUAACGGCAGCGAAGAGAAAUCUCUAUUGCGCUUGGUCUGCUAUUUCUGUAUUGUCGAUCGGGUUGCACCUCUUCACGGCGUAUCAGGCAUGGUCGACAGUGAGGAAAGGMGUUCAAUGGAUGCAGCUCUUCUCGCUGUUGCCUUGGCGAGAUGGGCAUAUGAAUGGCUUGGACCGAUGGACUUUGCCUGGGAUUCGAAGACUUGGCGCACUGUGCCACGAUCCAUGGGUCGACUCUGUGGCUUGGGACGUUAUCUUCUCCGGGAUCGGUCUAUGUGUAUGGUCUGUUGCCAGCUCCUGCGACCCUCGUGUUAUGAUAGAAUGCAGCAUCUUCCCAUGGCUCUCUGAUGUAGAAGAGGUUGCGAAGCGAGCCACAAAAGCCACCGCUGAAGGCGCAAUGCUUCGCAACGACAGCGAUUCCGAGGGCUCAAGCAGUGGCUCAGGAAGAUUGCUUACCUCAAGGCGCCCGGUCAGGGGGAGUGGACAAAGCUCGGCUGCUGAAUAUGUUUCCAGGCACAACACUCGCAGUCGUGCGCUGAGGUCCUCCCGACAUUCAGUGUCGUCCAGAUUGACCUCUGGAAGCAGGAGAGCUGUCAAAUCCCCAAACGCAGGCGCAUUGCAAUCCGUGGAUACGGCAGAGGAUGAUCAGACGGCUUCCGAGAUGGAGGCGGCUUGUCUUACCCUUGCUCUAUGGUUGAUCGGAGGGCUUGGCAUGAGUAGCGUUGCUGUCUUUGCGGCUGCGGCUGAGGAGACUGAUGAUUCAUCUUGA